GAUUAGUCAGUAAUGGCGGAAAUAAAACUUGUCCAUGUACCUGGGCAUAAACCGAUUAGAAUAUUGAAAUGGUUGGUAAAGAAAGGGGAAUGGAUAAAACAUGGCACACCUCUUGCGAUAUAUCGACACGUGGAAGAUCCAACGAAGCAAACAAAGAUGAAAGAAUUACAUCUGAAAUCGAAACAUGUUGGGACAGUGAAAAUGUUCUUGAUGCACGAAGGCCAAGUUGCCAUUUCUGAGGGCGUUCUACUGGAAAUAGAAGGUUGCGCUCACCCAGUUGUGAUGAAGGAUAUGUGUGCCGAGUGCGGUCAGGAUCUCAGAAUGAUAGAUGAGGGCCGGGCCAAGCAUGAAAGACAGAAAUCACAUUCUGCUACCGUUUCUAUGAUUCCGAGCAUUCCUGAGCUGCGAAUUAGCGCUGAACAAGCGGAAGAAAUCGCACAACAAGAUAAAAACAGACUUCAUCGGAUGAAAAAACUUGUAUUAUUGGUGGAUUUGGAUCAAACAUUGAUUCAUACGACACAAGAUCCAGGGCUCGCAGCUCUUUGCCAUUCCACAGAUGAAUUUUAUUCUUUCCAGCUCAGUAAAAAUGACCCAAUGCUAUUCACGAAACUUCGUCCUCAUUGUCGUGAGUUUUUGAAAGAAAUAUCUCAGCGUUAUGAAUUGCAAAUCGUUACAUUCGGUUCACGGCAGUACGCUCACAAAAUUGCUGACUUCAUUGAUAAAGAAAAAAAAUAUUUUGCUCACCGGAUCCUGUCAAGAGAUGAGUGCAUUCAUCCGUUUAAAAAAUCUGGAAAUCUUCGACAUUUAUUUCCUUGUGGCGAUUCUAUGGUUUGCAUUAUUGAUGACAGGGAUGAUGUUUGGAACGCCGUGCCAAACUUGAUCAUGGUCAGAAAGUAUAAUUAUUUCCAAGGGACAGGCGACAUCAACAAUCCAUACAAGAAGGAACUACAGAAAACAGAAAUUGAAGUGAGUCGACGCAAACGCAAAUCUGAGGAAGAAGGAACAGAGAGAGUUUCUGAUGCAAAACGAACGAAGGAAGAUAUUGAUGGACCACUGGAUUCGAAUAAAAAUAAAAUUGUCACCAAAGACGAGGUGGACGAUGAUUUGAAUAUUUCGUCUGAUUCCGAAUCGAGUUCAGACUCUGGGUCAAGUACGAGCAGUAGCGAUAAUUCAACCUCGGAUGGCGAAGAUACACAGAAGUCCGAAGCUUUAUUGCAACCGUCGGUCGAUCAAACCUCAGAACAAAAUGGUGACAAAUCGCCCAGUGUAUCUCAUGAGUCACAGCAGAAAGAACAAAACUCUGUAACAUCAGAAGAAAAUUCUGAUACAAAAAAUGGGCUGAUUGAAGCAAAAAAAUUACCAAAUGGCAAAGAAACGAAAUCUGAAGUGGAAGGGAAUAGUUCUUCUGGAGAAACGUUACCUGUGUCCUCGCAAGAGCCGGAAUCCUCUCAGGAGACAUUUCAACGUGAGUUGAGCGGUUUCAGCAAAGGUGGAGAGAGUCAAGAAUUCGUGAAUGCUUUAUCAUCACAAGAAGAGAGCAGCGACAUGCGUCAAAAUUUUCAAGAUAAUGACGAUUAUUUGAAAUAUUUGCAAGAUAUUUUGACGCAGAUUCAUAACACAUAUUACGAAGCUUACGAGAAAUAUCUCAAUAAAGACUUCAAAGAUUUACCUGAUGUGCGAGGAGUCGUCCCUUUCUUACGAAGUAAAGUUCUAUACGGAUGUUCUAUCGUAUUCACCGGUGUCAUACCCCAGACGUUCACGCUACCCAAGCAUCGACAUCGGGCCCACGUUACGGCGCGACAACUCGGGGCACAGGUGGAAGAUGAUGUUUCGGAUCGAACCACGCAUCUCAUUGCAAUGAAAAAAGGAACGACAAAAUACCAAGAUGCAUUGAAGCGGAAAAAGAUCAAAAUGGUUGCGGUUGAAUGGCUUUGGUGCUGCUCAGAACGCUGGGAAAAAGUAGAAGAAAAAAUAUUCCCAGUUCCUAAUAAAUAUAUAGAAAAAGAUAAAUCUAUUGUUCCAGCAGAGAAAGUUCAGGAAGCGAUAAUUCUCCAGAACCGAACACAAGGAACUUACGAUCCUGUGACUGGGAAACUAAUUAAAAAGGUACAAGACCCAAGAUUUAGUUUCAUGGUGGCCGAAUCCCAGCAUCGAAAGAAAGAACCGCAAGCCCCAUUAUAUUCAUCACUUCUCGUUCCCGAUGAAGUCGUGCCUGUUGAUCCCGUUGCCAAGAAAUGUUCAACCCCAUCGUCAUGGAAACAUAAUGUUUUGUCUAAAAGCAACACCAUGCCAGUCGCCGCAAGAAGUAGGAAACGAAGUAUGGUAGAGAUUGUUGGCAUCGGAUAUUCACUUUCUACUGACGAUAUCGCUGAUAUGGACAAGGAAGUCGAUGAUUUACUGGGGAGUAGCGACGAGGAGGAAGAUAAAACAGAAGACCGGUUGCAGGGAACGUCGGCCAUGAACAAACCCCAAAGCAGUGAGAAUCUCGGGACUUUAGUGGAGGAAGAUCCCACUUUGAACAAAGAUUCACAGGAAGAUGAAAGUGAUGAUGAUGAUUUUGAUGAGAUGGCAGCACUACUGAAUGCAGAGAUGCAUUAUGAGGAGCAAUGACUUAGCUGGUGAUCGAUCUCUCGAUUGAGUUUUAUUCAGCAAUACUUCUUAGUACGAUGGCCAAGUGUUCGGAGCUUGAGAAUUAACUGUGUCGUAGAUCAGACAUCUCGGGUUCAAAUCCCAUCUCACCCGGGAAGUAAAAUAUUGGGUUCACAAUGUUUAAUCUGGAAGACGCCGGUCCUUUUAUAGUGUGAUAUCAGUGGACCUGUG
Molecule: messenger RNA, 2820 nt
Organism: Styela clava
Lineage: Eukaryota; Metazoa; Chordata; Ascidiacea; Stolidobranchia; Styelidae
Product: RNA polymerase II subunit A C-terminal domain phosphatase-like
Cellular component (GO): nucleus
Molecular function (GO): RNA polymerase II CTD heptapeptide repeat phosphatase activity
Source: RefSeq, a predicted model, not a curated record